Leptosia nina is the source of this 624-nucleotide messenger RNA. The record is from the annotation of a GenBank genome assembly. Lineage: Eukaryota; Metazoa; Arthropoda; Insecta; Lepidoptera; Pieridae.
AUGAACGAUAACGAACUCGAAAGUUUAAAAACUGAAUUGGAACAUGAAAAGACUUGCAGAGAAGCAGCAGCAUGGCAAAAUGGAGAACUGGAGAAGCAAAUAGUUUGCAUCCAAGAAGAUUUGCGUAAGCCAGACUAUCAUUGGGAUUUCGAUAACGAUUUACAAAAAGAGAGUACAAAACACAGGCAGUUGUUGGAAGCUGUCGAAACUCUUCGCGAACAGCUGCCCUUACUAAGAGAGAAGAUUAGAAAUGCUAAAGUUUGCGGACCAGAUUGCAAGUUAAAACAUGACGACUUGAAUAUUAACUUGGAUAUUCUUACUCCGGCAGAGUUAUUGCGAACUGUGAAACGAUUCGAGAGAUUAAAAACCGAUCUUGUUAGCACACUACGAAGUAAAGAGUGGCGACUUGAUUCAGAAUCCAAGCUAUUUGUGAGGGUCAAUGACCAGCGCACAUAUCUCCAAAACGAGUUGAUGAUAUGCCAGAACAAUAUUAUGCGUCUACAGAGAAAUGGAUCUUAUUGGCAGAACAUACCUCGAAGAAACGAUGAAAGAGUGAUAGACCCCAAACGUGGGCCGAUAAAGAAAAUAUUUUGUAACGAUCGUCUGCCACCUAUCUCCACUUAA